AUGGUGGAUACCGAGCGCUUCGCGGGGAAUCACGAUCUCGAGCAGGUUUUAACGGUUUAUGUGGGGAUAGAGUUAGAGUCCCUCAGCCCUUCACCUCUCCCCUCCCCUUUCCUGGCUUUGCCCCCCAAGAGGAGUCAUCGCUGCCCUACACACCCUGGGCAGCCCGGGGAAGAUCCCUACCAGCUCGGGGAAUGUGCCAAGAACAGGACUUUUGCUGAUGGAAAGGAGUGUGGAAGUGAAUCUGAUCUCUAUGGACUUGUGUCAAAUAUCCUGGAAGAGGCAGACCACAUGGAUACAGACUUUGCAGAAGAGGCACUAUCAAGUUUGAAGUCUGUAUGGUCUCCCAAGUCAGUGAGGGAAGCCAACAGCCAACAAUACUUCCUCUCAGAAUCAAAAAUGCAAUCAAAUUCCUUUCCGGUCUAUCCUGAGCCAUUUAAUCAAUGCCACAGGCAGCUCUCAGAUAAAGAGCCACAACAGAAGAUUGUGCAUCACCAAAGUUUCAACGGCUUUGACGUCAAAAACCAGUGGCUCUUUCCGCCCAGCAAUGGCGAUACGGAUACGUACUCUCUGCAGACUCAGGACAUGGAGAGGGUGUUGUGUCAGGAGGGAUCAAUGGGAGGGAACUCCUUUCUGCCGAAGAACAAACCGGAAACGGAUUACGGUUCAGUCGGAAAGCUGGACGGGCGCUCUCAUCACAUCGACGGUGUCGCGUCCUCUUUUGGCUUACAGAACCGACUGAACGACUACUUCUUCGGUUGCAACGCCAGCCAUUUGACGCACGGACGGGUCAAGCCCCACAGGAGCAAGCAGUUCCCGCUUCCUGAGGGAAACAUGUUGGCCAGGGACAUGCAGGGGCUUCUGGUGAGUGAAGCAGACUCGUUCAGCAGGGAGUCGCAGAACAGGCAGGGCGGACAGAGAGAGUUUGAUGAACAGGUACCCGAGCAGCAGAGCUUCUCAUACCCCAAGAUCCCAGCUCUCGAUACACAGGUCCUCCAGUUUAAGAAGGAGCAGGCCGGGGACUUUAGAGAGUCCCUCAAUAGCAGGACCAAGACACAAUCACCGACGGGCAACUACUACGCCAAAGAUUUCCCAGGGCCUCAGCAUGCCGAACACUUACAGCCACCCAAAGGCUUUUCACCUUCUUUCACUGUGCCAGCACCUGCCCUCAGCAAACACAUGGAUAAUUAUUCCCUUCCCAACCAGCAUCCCCCUCAUCAAAGCCAGCUAGGCCACUACCUCAAUCAAGUCAAGCAGCCUAAUGGAAAUGGAGCCGCAUCCGGGCUGUCUAAAAUGCUGUCGCACUCGGUGUCAGAGUUCGUGCCCCAGCAUCAGGCGGAGAGAGCAGUGUCGUGCCUCACGGAUUACGCACAGGGAGACGGCCCCCACGUCCCAAACAGGGCCGCUCAGAGCCAGGCUGGGUUAAACCUGGAGGGAUUAAGGAAAGGAGGAGACAGCAGUCAGUUUGAGCCAGACAAGAACACGAUGCACUGUAACCUCGCCAGCGAGGGGCAGUCUCCCCUGCGCUUUGAGGGGAAAAUGAAGCCACAGACCCAGAGAGAAGGGGAUAGGAAGCCUGGGUUUCAGCCCGAGACUUACCUUGAUUUUCUGGGAAGAGUGUACGGUUCGCAAAGGCAUGCGGGUGGGAACUUUGGCGUGAACACCUCGGGAAAGAAGGAGCCUUCUGCUCUGUUCCCAUAUGUGUGUGCUGUGGGCGACCCCAGGAAGAAUCCCUACCAGCUGCAGCUUGGCAUCGGAGGCUUCCCGCCCAGGUCAGCCUUCCCAUAUGGCAACCCGGUCACAUUUAUGGAUCUGUGCAACCUGCUGCCAGAUGGCGAGUUCCUGCCCUUCAACCCCUACCUCCAUGACAUGAGUGGAGACGGGCCAUUCCUGGGCAUGGCAGCCACAAUGAGGUCCCCGCGGCUUGUGAAGAACCACUGCGCCCCCACCGGCCAGCUCCACUACCAACUGGAGGAGUGUUAUGAACAAUGGAGGGUCCUGGAGAAGGAGAGGAAAAAGGCUGAGGCAAUCCUUGCAAGGUAUUAUCCUGGGAAACGAGUUUCAGCAGUGAGCUGCAGCGCCUUCCCAAAAGUCCCACCAAAUCCUUCCCGAGUUGACCGUCUCAUUGUGGACCAGUUGCGCGAACAAGCCAGG
Messenger RNA from Osmerus eperlanus (European smelt), 2151 nucleotides. RefSeq names its product meiosis-specific coiled-coil domain-containing protein MEIOC-like. NCBI's taxonomy places the organism in Eukaryota, Metazoa, Chordata, Actinopteri, Osmeriformes, Osmeridae. Gene Ontology annotation, biological process: meiotic cell cycle; male meiosis I; female meiosis I. The record is from RefSeq and is a predicted model, not a curated record. Gene Ontology annotation, cellular component: nucleus; cytoplasm. The annotation marks the transcript as partial. The transcript has 5 exons.